Acaulospora colombiana is the source of this 2050-nucleotide messenger RNA. Lineage: Eukaryota; Fungi; Glomeromycota; Glomeromycetes; Diversisporales; Acaulosporaceae. The record is from the annotation of a GenBank genome assembly.
AUGACGAUCAAUGCAGAUGCAUCUAGUUCGACAUUUCCAUUAGAUCUUAGGAAUCUCGUAUUCGAGUAUUUAACGGCCAAUGGCUAUGCUAACACAGCUCAAUCGAUGCUCAACGAUGAAUCGAAGAGAGUAGGGUCCAAGAAACUACAGCAUCUCGACAAGAGGAAACGAGAACAGGAACUUGAGCAGGUAGAUUUGGCAAGGAAACGUAGAGGCAAGUGCCUCCUCCGAGACCACUUUCCAGAUCUUCCCUAUUCAGAAACACCCUCGACAUCUGGUUCCUCUUCCCCAACCCUGACACCACGCUCGAGGCAUCUACCACUUCCCACUUUCUCGACGUGGCCAACGGGAUCCUGCAUACCUCCACCUGAGAAGACUGGGACCAAAGUGGAGGAGCUGUAUGCAACCUCGUAUGGGCUCAACUACCCACUCCAUCGGAAUCUCAGUCCUACUAUCAUAAAUCUGCGGCUGAGACUUCAAGGUCUCGUCGAAGCCGCAAGGACAGUACCGCUCCCUUCCCUAUCCCGCAACUCGUGCACCAAUGUCGUACCGCAACCACAUAGUGGUGUCGCAAACACUUCAAAGAGAUCGCCUACACCCAAUCAGAACCGAAGGCCUUCCUCAGAGGGUCUUGCGCGUCGGGCUCUGUUGCACUCCAAAGCUGAAUCCAUCACCCACACCAUCCACGGUAUUUCAGACCUUUCCUUGCAAUCUGAGCUGUUGGAUCAGUUAGAAGAUGCGAUGAGGGCAUUAUCAUAUGACCGACCGGAAGCCGUCUUGAUCCCUUCUCCCAUCACAAAACCAACGACCCAUCGCGCCUCUUUGGUGAAUUCACUCCUAGGUGUGCAGAACAGAGACGUUCUGUACAAGUUACAAAGAAAAGACCUGACGCACAUUCGGUCCAUUCUCUAUCGUCCGUGGUCAAGAGUCGCGGAUUGCGAUAAAAGUGACGAAAAGAUGGUACAAGUGGCCGACUGGUUUGGUUAUACUCGUCGGGUAGAGCUCGCUGAACUACUCGACCAAUCCCUCCUACACUCCCUAGGCUCUUCGCCAACAUCACUCUUGACCAUGUUGGCACUUCAGACCAGCGCGGUAUUUUCCUGCAUUCAUGGCCUCUCAUUGCCCUGGGCGAGCAAGACCGAAUGGCAUGGAAAAGAGGUAGAGCCGCUUCAGAGGUUCGAACUAGAAGAAUGGGACGCCAUUACGGAAAAGGAGAGAGCACAAGUGGAAAGGACACUAGAUGGGUUACCUGGAGGAAAUGACGAGGAGAAGCUUGGGUGGUGGGAUGGUGUUCGGCGGUGGCUUGGACAUGGCGUACGAAGAGAGGUGUACGACUGGGCCUCAGACACAUCCUCGUUCCAGUCAGAGACAGACGACCUCUACUACGGAAACUGGCACGGAUUCGGUUUUCAGGUGGAUUGGACGCUUCCAGAUUGGGAACACGACCCAGACGAGGUGGGACGGUUACUCCGUUCGGUUGAAGAACAAGAGCGAGGCAAGAGGUGGGAGAGGCUUUGGUUUGACGAAUUAUAUCCAGGUCUAUAUACCCCAAAGGAGAGUGUCCUGAAGACUUCGGCAUCACAUCCAACAUUUUCACAAAAGGUUCUGUGCACACCGAAUAGAUAUGCGGCCGAACGUGUGGGUGGAAUGAGAAUAUCUACACCUUCGCACCUACGCCGAACAGCUUUGUCGACACCCUCGUCUAACGCAUCGUUAUUGGCUUCGCAAACUAGAUGGCAGAGCACCACUGCCGACACUGCAGCCAAGGAGACUCCAGUAAGCGAGUCUUCUGCCUCUGGUUCCACGACAAAUGGCGCCAGUGCUGAGACGAAGCCUGCAAAUGGCGAAAAGGCUGCUGAGCAAAAACAAGCAGACAAUGCCAAGAAUGGCGAUAAGUCCAAAGAAAAGGCCGAGCUGGAGAAACUAAAGGAAGAAAGGGAUGAUUUAAUGUCGAGACUACGAUACUUGCAAGCCGACCUCCAGAAUGCUCAGCGGAUUGCCCAAGUUGAAAAAGACAAGAUGAAAGACUUUGCAAUUAGCAAGUUUGCUG